AUGUCAGCAAAAGAGAAGGUGGAAGCCGUCCACUCUGAGGACGUCAGCGACGUUUCCUUGCCUCACGACGGAAUCACGGUCGAAGAGGGCCAUCAUGUCGAAGACAAGAAGCGUGCUCGACAGCUCGUCCGCAAAAUCGAUAUCCGGAUCCUGCCGUUAUGCGCUUUCGUCUACAUGCUCAACUAUCUCGAUAGAUCAUCGAUCGGCAACGGGAAGGUUCUAAACGAAGAAACCGGCGAUAGUAUGCUUCAACAGACAUCAAUGUCUGACACCAACUAUGCCGUUGCCGUCUCGUUGUUCUCUCUGGCCUAUGCGUUGUUCGAAGUACCUUCUAACUUCAUCAUGAAACGCUAUGUAAGGCCAUCCAUCUGGCUCGCGACAUUGCUCGGCGCAUGGGGAGCCUUCACGAUUGGGUUCGCUGGCGUCCAAAACUACGCACAGGUCGUUGUGUUGAGGUUCUUCAUUGGAGUGUUUGAGGCGGGUUUCUUUCCUGGCAUUGUCUACCUCAUUACGUUCUGGUAUCCGGUCGAAGAGCGUUCGGUCCGGAUUGCCUUUGUUCUGGCCUCUGCGACUGCUGCAGGUGCAUUCGGGGGUUGCAUUGCCUACGGAGUUGGACAUCUCAACGGGGACGGGGGACUUGAAGGCUUUCGAUGGCUCUUCAUCAUUGAAGGGGCAAUCACCGUCAUAUUCGUCUUGCCGGUGCUGUUCUGCCUGCCCGACUAUCCAACACGAGCCAAAUUUUUGAGCGAAGACGACAAGAAGUUUAUUCAAGACCGAAUUGCUGUCAAGGGAGGCGGCUUUACUCGUGAGAAGUCGAAGAGGAGAGAAAUACUUGCAACGGCGUUCAGCCCGAGGAUGCUGGCACACUACUUGGCAUAUACUACGAACUGCGUCCCGCUUGGGUCUCUUACGUUCUUCACGCCGACUAUUGUCAACGGUCUUGGCUAUACAUCUAUCAAAGCACAGCUGAUGACCGUACCGCCCUGGAUCGUAGGGUAUUGUUGUUGUUUGUUCCUGGGAUGGUCGGCAGAUCGGAUGAAUGCCCGUGGUUGGCACAUUACCGCCUCGUCCAUUUUAGGCGGCGCUGGAUGGUUGACUGCUGGCCUCCUCCCUGCGGACUACUACACCGCUCGAUACGGCUGCCUCAUGCUCUGUGCCUGCGGAGCUUUCCCAUCAUCCGGUCCUCUGAGCGCCUGGGUGACUUGCAAUGUCCCCGCUAUAGCAUGCAUGGGCAUUGCGACUGCACUGAACAACAGCGCCGCAGGCAUCAGUCAGAUCAUCGCUCAGUGGAUCUGGAUCCCGGGCGAGAGCAAAGAGGGGUAUCCAACGGGUAACUUCGUCUGCGCAGCUUGCAGUUUUGCGACUGCGCUGCUUGCGGUGGGUAUGAGGAUCAAUUAUGGGCGAAUGAACAAGAAUGGGGUACUGGAUGCGCAGGGGAAGGAGAGGGUGUGGUUAUUGUGA
Molecule: messenger RNA, 1461 nt
Organism: Zasmidium cellare ATCC 36951
Lineage: Eukaryota; Fungi; Ascomycota; Dothideomycetes; Mycosphaerellales; Mycosphaerellaceae
Exons: 6
Coding region: 1-1461 (486 amino acids)
Biological process (GO): transmembrane transport
Cellular component (GO): membrane
Molecular function (GO): transmembrane transporter activity
Source: RefSeq, a predicted model, not a curated record